Strongylus vulgaris is the source of this 741-nucleotide messenger RNA. Lineage: Eukaryota; Metazoa; Nematoda; Chromadorea; Rhabditida; Strongylidae. The record is from the annotation of a GenBank genome assembly.
GGCGAUGGCUCAAAUCGCGCAUGUAAAGGACGCUCAUCGCAGGUUGGCGACGGUGGACGCACAUUCUCCUGGCACUACCAGGAGCCAAAGCGCCUUGGUCCGAAACCGGUUCUGGGCGACCACCCACGGGCGACCGUUCUCACAAACUCCAGAAUGACAUUCUCGUGUGGUGCAGCCACUUUACAUAAAGAUAAGCGGGAUUUUUUCGUACAGUUCGUGCCAGGAACACGCGUCUACAGUCCACCAGAAUGGAUUGAAGAGUCGCGUUAUGAUGGCCUCGAAGCAGCGGUUUGGUCCCUCGGCAUACUUCUCUUUGAUAUGGUAUGUGGUGACAUCCCAUUCCGCAAAGAUUCAGAGAUUUGCAAUGGGCACCUACAAUGGCGAAAUCAAGUUUCGGAAGAGUGCAAGGAUCUAAUACGACAAUGCCUUGCACGUGAAGGCAACGAAAGACCAACAUUGGAGGAGAUUUUGGGACAUCCAUGGAUGCAAGUCCCAGAAGGAGUAAACGGAGCCGCAAAGAACGAGCUGAAUGCGGGUCGACAUAAGCUCGCUAGCGUCCCGGACCGUCUAGUUACAGAAGCACAACCGCAUCCGCAUCCACGAGUUCCACUAACAGCCACACGCUCCGAUCAGUUCUUGCUGACUCCAUCAACCAGCAGCAGUUUGAAUGCAGCUGCAUCUUCAUCAACAAAUACAGCAGCGAUUUUCGAAGGAGCUACACUUGAACGAGUUCCACACCCU